CUGGUUAACGAAAUUCAAUAAAACAUUUAUGUUCAAGUAAAUUGAAUAAUUUUAUUGCACAUAUAAAGUUAUAUGAUAAAAAACAUUACAAUAAAAAUGGAAAAUUGAAGCGACAGCAACGCUAUGACUUUAAGCACUGUCCUUAUACUACUUGUCAUUUUGUCAUGCCAUGAAGCCGUAAAAGGUCACUUUGUAAAUACAAUUUCGGCAAAAUACAAAAAAGAUUUAAUUGAAAUAAUAAAAGCUUUGAAUGGUGAAAAGAUAGAAAAGAUUAAAGAUAAAACUAAAACUAUUAUAAAUAAAGAAAAUUUAGAAAAUUCCGACGAGUUAACCGAUGGUGAAAAAGAAAAGAAGUUACAAGAUAUAUUACGGUUAUUGAAGACGAGUUAUAGUCGAGAAAAACAUUAUGUCAAUCUGCUGAAUCCAGCACAUUCUGGCGCGAGACUUUAUUUUAUAAAGAAUCCAGAAGUUCUAGACGAAUACAGAAAUUACUUGAGAAGGAAAAAGAUUCUUCCACUCAGCUCUGAAGAAGUUGAUUACGACAGUGGUGAUCGCAGAAAGUCACUGGAAUCAAAAAGGCGCGCAGAAUUACAAACAGCAUCAACAGAGCUAUCAGAAGCAAACGAUUUCGACAGAGCUGACUCACAAGAUGAUAAAGAACCAAUAAACGAGAAAUUACUUGAAACAACACAAACACUCCUGUCAGAUUAUGUUCAAGACAAACAAUCACAAAUCACUGACGACUUAAUACAAAAACCACCAAAGAGAAUUGAUUUAAAAGAAGUAGUCAAAGAUAUACUAUCUAAAUCACACGAUGAAAUAAAAGUAGAUUCUUUCGAAGCACAGAAUGAUAAGUCAGGUGAUUUAGUUAGAAGAGAGAAAAUAGAAUGGGCUGAUUCGAAUGACAAAUUUGAUAAAUAUGUAUCCAAAGAAAAUAUUAAAAUCGAGAAACCUUUUAAAUCUACGAAAAAGAAACACAAAAAUUCAAACGAUAGGAGAGAGAAGAGAGUGUAUGAUGAUCCUGUGACAGAAAGAGAAGUUCACUACAAACCCAAGCCUAAAGUUAACUAUAGGAAGCCUAAAAGCGAUGGCAAGAAGGAUUAUUUCAGCUACGGACGUACGUCCAUACCGUUUAUCGGUAAAAAGGGUAUUUAUGAAGAUAAAUAAUUGAAUUAA
Messenger RNA from Nymphalis io (European peacock), 1176 nucleotides. RefSeq lists its product as uncharacterized. The record is from RefSeq and is a predicted model, not a curated record. The coding region runs from base 124 to 1167 and encodes 347 amino acids. The transcript has 5 exons. Lineage: Eukaryota; Metazoa; Arthropoda; Insecta; Lepidoptera; Nymphalidae.